UCGGUUGUCGGGCUGUUGUCGGUAUAAUGUAGGCGAAAGAGGCGUCGGGUUCGGGUCAGAGGCGUCUUCCCUGAGGCAGAGUGGAAGUGGCACCGCCCGUGCGUUGGCACCGCCGGCAUGAGAAAGCGGAACGAGUCCGUCACCUUGGAGCAUGAGCGCUUUGCCUCCUCCGCUCCGGCUUCAGCCGCCGCAGCCGCCGCUGCUUCGUCUUCCCCUUCUCUUUCGCUGGAUAAGGGCUUCAGCUUGAAAUCCAGCCCGCAUUUGGCAGGCAGCGCCCGCCCCGCCGGGGACUCUGCUAUGAAGCGGGCGCUCGGCAGGAGACAUGGAAUGUGGGUUCGAUUGCGGAAAGUAGUAAUCUGGUUGUUGGGAAUAUACAUAGCAAUUCCAUUUCUAGUUAAAAUUUGUCCAGCUAUUCAGGCAAAGCUUGUCUUUCUAAAUUUCGUAAGAGUCCCCUAUUUCAUUGAUUUGAAAAGACCCCAGGACCAAGGCUUAAAUCAUACCUGUAAUUUCUAUCUGCAGCCAGAGGAAGAUGUAACUAUUGGAGUUUGGCACACAGUUCCUACAUUAUUAUGGAAAGAUGCUCAAGGGAAGGACCAACUGUGGUAUGAGGAUAUUUUGGGUUCCAAUAACCCUGUUAUCCUUUAUUUGCAUGGAAAUGCAGGGACUAGAGGAGGGGAUCAUCGUGUGGAGCUUUACAAGGUUUUAAGUUUUCUUGGUUACCAUGUAGUCACCUUUGAUUAUAGAGGAUGGGGAGACUCUAUAGGCACUCCUUCAGAAAGUGGGAUGACCUAUGAUGCUCUUCAUGUAUUUGACUGGAUAAAAGCAAGAAGUGGAGACAAUCCAGUUUAUAUAUGGGGACACUCCUUGGGCACUGGAGUUGCAACCAAUCUAGUAAGACGUCUUUGUGAAAGAGAAACUCCCCCAGAUGCCCUGAUAUUAGAAUCACCUUUUACAAAUAUACGUGAAGAAGCAAAAAGUCACCCCUUUUCAGUGAUAUAUAGAUAUUUCCCAGGAUUUGACUGGUUUUUCCUUGACCCUAUUACAUCAAGUGGAAUAAAGUUUGCCAAUGAUGAGAAUGUGAAGCACAUUUCAUGCUCUCUGCUUGUUCUUCAUGCUGAAGAUGAUCCUGUGGUUCCAUUUCAUCUUGGAAAAAAGCUAUACAACAUUGCUGCUCCAUCUCGGAACUUUCGUGAUUACAAAGUACAGUUUGUUCCAUUUCACAAAGAGCUAGGAUACAGGCAUAAAUACAUCUACAAGAGCCCAGAGCUACCUCGAAUAUUACGGGAAUUCCUGGGAAAAUCUGCACAUCGUCAUCAUCACUGAAGACUUUAACAUGUUACACUUAAAAUCAUCCCAUCUUUGAAAAAGAAAAAAAAGUCUGCUAUAAUUGAAACCCAAGCACUGGAUAUGCCACUGAUUCUGGCUUCAGUUCUAAAAGAUACCUUGAAACCCCAUGUUUUGGGACAAUAGAUAUGAAGAAUGAAUGUAAUUGGCUUCUUGUGUCUUUCUCUCCCCC
This is a messenger RNA of Thamnophis sirtalis, 1516 nucleotides long. RefSeq names its product abhydrolase domain containing 12, lysophospholipase (gene ABHD12). Gene Ontology annotation, biological process: monoacylglycerol catabolic process; phosphatidylserine catabolic process. The record is from RefSeq and is a predicted model, not a curated record. Gene Ontology annotation, molecular function: monoacylglycerol lipase activity; phosphatidylcholine lysophospholipase A1 activity. Gene Ontology annotation, cellular component: endoplasmic reticulum membrane. NCBI's taxonomy places the organism in Eukaryota, Metazoa, Chordata, Lepidosauria, Squamata, Natricidae.